UUAAACGUAGUGUUCCUAUUGUUUAAUAACGAUGUACCUAACGUGGGUAAAUGUUUUUCGUCGAUAGAAGGAUUUAAUAUGGAAUAUACUUUUAAAUUAUGAUCUGACAUCCAUAACGCAUCUAAAUGGUGUCUUUAGUUUAGUAGGGGGUGGGAGCGGUGUCCUGCCGACGACGGAUGUGCAGUAUUCGCACGGGUGCACGGCGUCGGCACUUUCUGCGCAUGCCCGAAAAAGCCUAUAUAAAGCUCCCAGGCGACUCGACUACCAACAGUUCGGACCGAAUCUUAACGAGGCGAUCCUUGCACUCUUACAACUCAACUGAUACGAGAUAAGCGGAAAAGUUUCAAGUAUCAACUAUAUUCAUAAUAACAUUUUAUGAAGUAACGAACAAAACAAGCCGGUGAUUUUUACAACAAAAAGUUAUUUACACGAAGACCUUAUGAAAAACAAGCUAGGAAUCAACUUUGUGGCAAGUGACAAGUUCGUUGGAGACUUACCAGUAAACAUGGUGGAACAGCAGCGCUCGACCAAAGGAAGCCGACGAGAAUCAGUGACGCCUAAAAUCGUCGUCUGCCCACCAAUGGAGGAGAUGACGGAAAAUAUAUCGACGCCUCGCGGCGGCCGGUUAUUGAAAGCUCUUAGCAAAAGGAUAACUCGACGAGCCCCCGACUCUGACUCCAUGGGCAGCUCCAGCAGUUCUGACAGCGUGUCCGGGGAUACUGCGCGUACAGACGACCGCUCCUCGUGUUCAGCCAGUGAAUCCGGCAGUGACGGCUCCGAGCGCCACCGACGCAAUCGUUCAACCGUAUCUCUACGCCGGGUAUUCCAGAGUCUUAACCUUACAAGUCGAUCCCAGUCGUGCACUCCUACUGAGCGCACACGGCAACCCAAAAAGCAACAACAGCCUAAGCGUAUUCUGCGACCGCCAAUCACUUAUACGUACGUGCGCGGUCUCUCCGGCCUACCAACACAGAGAGUGCCCCGGUACGCGGUCUGUUGUGACUCUAUGGGACUCAAUCGGUAAAUAAUGAAGGGAAUAUUUUCUUCGGACCGAACAUGGGCAGAGAUCAAGACUGGUUACGAUUUACGAGUAGAAUAAAAAGCGCUAGAGAGAUGCGUUCUCAUCAUAUCAGUAGAAUAUCGGCAAAUCUGGGAAAAUUAGCCGUCUUCGAGGACCAAGAGAGACGCCGCCAAGAGCGCUGGCUGGAGCAAAGCAUUAACUUCGUCGAUAGCAGAGCUGUGUCACGUACUAGUUGUAGUUAAGCGACAACACAUAAGACUGUGAGAUCCUUUGGAAUUCGUUAUCGGUCUGUUAAAUAUUGGUAGGAAAUGUUGUUAUUGACAUCGCUGGUUGAUAUCAUUAUUUUAGUACCUAUAAAUACACAAACUUAUAAUCCAAGAACAUUAUAUUUCCACUAUACAAUUAUUUCAUUUUUUAGAAAUUUCGAUCUAAAGUAACCGGCAAAAUGUAUGUUUUUUGUUUAAACAACCAAUCAAAUUUUAGUAGAAUAUAAUUAUAGUCAGGGUGUUAUAAAAUACUAAUGUAUAAAUAAUUCUGUUAUUCAAGCAUAGUGCCUUUCCACAUUUUUAUCUAAGUAGAAAUAGUUGUAAUGUAUACUAUUAAAUUAAGAACUAUGUACCUAAAAUCACCUUUAAAACUCUGCUGUAUAAACAUAGUUUAACUUUUACAACGUAAAGAGAUCACAUUUCUUAGGAUAAAAAUAGCAUUUGAUUAUAGUCACUUUGCACUUGGUUUUGACUUUGAUAUACACUUCGCAGAUGAAGGACAGCGAGAAAAUACUCUAAAUUAAUAUUUUUCUAUGCUUUCCUCCAUUUGGCGUAUUAUUAUAUCUGUAAAGAGACUAUUUGUCUAUUAACAAUUAUUGUUCAUUAAAUUUAAUCAAUUAAUA
This is a messenger RNA of Manduca sexta (tobacco hornworm), 1910 nucleotides long. RefSeq lists its product as uncharacterized. The transcript has a single exon. NCBI's taxonomy places the organism in Eukaryota, Metazoa, Arthropoda, Insecta, Lepidoptera, Sphingidae. The coding region runs from base 440 to 1024 and encodes 194 amino acids. The record is from RefSeq and is a predicted model, not a curated record.